GCUGAUCUGGUCCCAUCUUUUUCAAGAGAAUCUGCUGCAGCUCCCCCUGAUCUAUCCACGGCCACCGGAGCUUCACUUGUUCCUUUCAGCUCCAAGAUCCUCAUAAAGCUCAGUUCUUGAAUUGAGGGUCAGAGCUGGGAAGAUCCCCCGCAUCUCCUGAUGCCCUCCUAGAAGCGCGAAGCAGCAAGAAUCCAUGUACAGCUCGACAGUUCUGUCUCUCAGGGCCAAAGGAUCUGCUUCUUUCCCCUUCACCGACCAUUCUCACUCCCCAUUGGCUGAUAGAGUAGAUAGGUGCGGUGUACAUUUCUCUUUGUCGUCCUCGUCGUCGUGUUGCUAUAGCUGUUGUUGUUGUGCUUGUGCUUGCUGUGGACAUGGCCGUGCUGCUGCCCACGGGGUGCCCGUAAGCGCUACCUUUUUGUAUGGGCUGAGGCAGUCGUCUUUGCUCCAGCGGUCAGCUUCCAGAAGGCUGAUUUUGGGCGGUGGCGGAGAUCGGCAGUAUUACCAGGUCCCGGGGUAUGGAGUUGGGCGGGAUCAUUAUGAGUCAUCCUGCGUUUUUAAGGAGAGGGGCGGUGAGGGAGGAGGCAGAGGGAGGAGGAGGAAAGUUAUUCAGUGUAUGGUCUCGGAAGAGAACAGUGAGAUUCGGCGGUUAAGCCAGUUCGAGGAAGCUGAGGCUGUGCUUAGUUUGUUGAUUGAGGAAGUGGAUGUGGGGUCAUUUGGUGGCGGAGAGAGGAAGGGGGCUUCCACCUCCAAGAGGGUGGAAAUGGAGAAGAAGAAGAUUUAUGGGAGUGAAUGUUCAAAGGGCAGGAAGAGGAAUGUGAGGUCGGAUUUAGCCGAGAGAGAUUCGAAGCACAGGCUUGAAUCGGUAGCAAUUGAGUCUAGGGAGGAGUGUCAUUCGUGUAAAAUGAAGAGGGAAAGGGAGUCGAGACAGGAGGGUGGUAAGAUGAGGAAAGACGCAUCUGAUUGCUCUUCUUAUUACUCUGUUUCAUCUUCGGGUGAUUUCGAGAGCGGUUCAGAAGAGAUUAGAGAUGCUAAGUUUCAGCAAAACUCGUCAGCUUCGAAUGAUGAAGACUCUUCAGCGAAAGAAAGGAGUCGGAUGCGGAAGGAACCAUCGGAAGAAUUAAAGAGGAAUGAGGAGGUUGGGGAGAAAGAUGCAGUUUUGCAACGCAAAGGGUCCACUUUGAGGAGUAAUGCUGAGUGGGAUUCGAGAAAGAAGUCAGAGAAAAAGCUUGAUGAAGUUUCAAUGGAAGAGACACAAUCAACAAAGGAAUCAUCGCUGGUGCCACCUAGCAUAUUGAGGACCCAUGGAGAAGAUGAUUAUCAAAAAGCGUCCACUUCUCGCCGGCAAUUCACUGGUGUAGAUGAGAAGUUGGAUGUGUCAGUUAAUUUAGACUCAAGAGGCAGAAGAAGCAUUUAUAGUCGAACAGAAAAUGAUGCUGUCGCUCUAUCAGAGUUGAGAAAGAAAACAGAAAAAUCUGCUGACGUUUGUAAAGUCUGUGGCAGUGACGUGACGUUGUCUUCCCAAUCUCGUGAACAGCUUGGUAUGAGGGAAGAGAAUGUGGCUGUCUCCACUGAUUCUGUUGGGCAGGCUAGAGAUGAUUCCCUAAAAGCAGUGAGGAGGUCUCCCCAACAACUUUCUGCAGGGGUGAGAGUCCAAGAAAUUGAUUCUGAGGCAGCAUCCAAGCUGCAGAGGGAGUCUGACACCAGGGUCAGUAAUAGGCAAGAAAGCAAGAGCCUUACCUCGGGUUCAGCUCAGAAGAGAGAGCAGCAAAAGAAAGUCCAGAAAGAUGAGCAGAUUAUUAAACAAAGUGACAUGAGGAGAUCUCAACAGCACACUGAGUUGUCAGAAUGUCACCAAAAUAUUGAAAGAACAUAUAUUUCAAAUAGACAGCGCCGGGAAGAAAACACAAAUUUGGUUUCAAGCUCAGUAUCUAAUCAUAGAGAACAAUAUUCCCAGACCACACAAGAGGAAGCAUAUUGUAGCAAACGUUCAAGAGAUGAAUCUACAGAUCUCACCAGCAAAUCAUCGCACCGUGUGAAUGAGGGGGAGACUGCUUUGAGCUCCCAAAGAACUUCUGAACAGAAAAUGGCUGAUAGGAGAAGCAAUAUUACAGUUGUUGUGAAUGUAGGUGAUGGUGUGAGUAAAAGUCGUGGGGGAAGUAGUGAAAGAGUCAUGCAAACUGAAUCUCAAAAUGAGGGUACAAGGCUCACUAAAGUAUUUAGUUCUCCAGUGAAUGUUCCUAGAAUGAAUCGUCAAGCAGAGCCUCAAAUUGGUGAUGACAAAGAUAGCUCAACAUUGAUAUCGACCACUCAGCCUCCUCAGGGUCGUGUCCCUGCUUAUAUUAGGCAGACCGGUAGGGUGGAAGCUUCAGAAAGCAAAUUUACAGGACUGUGGACCCCUGAACUGAAGCCUGAGGUUGAAAGUGAACAUAGAGGAGAUGGUGCAUAUGGGACACCCCUUAACCUGGUGGCUCCUGAGGAUGCUCUUGAAUCGGCACAGCGUUUUGAUCAGUUGUCUAAUCAGGUAGUUGGAGAGUUCAUAGAAAAGGCUCGGCAUGAAGUUUUGAGUUCAGAACUCCAAUUAAAGACAUCUGAGACAGAGUUGACAGAUAGAAGACAAGAUCAAACACAAACGAGUUCCAGUCGAUUUGGUUCUGAAGUUAAAAUUAAGGGUGGUCACUCAAGGAGCUCGUUGAGGGGUUCUGGAACAAAGGGGCCUUCUGAUGAAAUAUGGCUUGAGACUAAGAUCUCUGCCCAAGAACCUCCAAAGGCAGAGGCAGAACCACCUGAGAACAUUGUGGGAAGUGGACAAGCUAUUGUGAAGAGGACAGGCCGGUCUCUGUGGAAUAUAAUCGCUGAUAUAGUUCGUUUGCGAUGGGGCUCACAUGCUGAGACUCCACAUUCAACUUCUCGAAGAGGAAAAAAGAGUUCGUCAAAUGAAUCUGCAAGUAGUGAGGCAUGGUUUUCUGGUCGUGAGCAGGGAAGCACACCAGCUGAAGCAAUAACACCAUUGCAUAGGAUCCAAUCGACGAGUGCUUCUGUUAAGAGUCAAGCAGAGUCUUCAUCAAGUGACAAGAACAGACUUUUCGAGGAGCAGGUUUCAUCUCCUCUUACUUCGGGAACUAGUUCAGCAUCACAGGUCACCUCUUCUACUAACAUACAGGAAGAUUAUGGUACCCAUGAAUAUAUGAAACAGUUGGAAAGUAGUGGUACUCCUUUCUCAAUUGAACUAGUUGAGCCGUCAGCUUCUGCGGUGGAAGUAGAAGCUACAGUUGGUGCAGGUGGAGCUGAUUUAUCCCUGGGCGGUUCAAUGGAGAAGAUGGAGCCACCAGCUGCGAAGUUGACAAUGGUGUCGGGAAUGGAAGGAAAAAGUGGAGCGCUGAAGCAGAGAGAAUUCCAGAGAGCCAGGCAGGUCCCAAAAGAUAGGUUUGAUGAAUGGGAAGAGGCCUAUAAACUCGAAAGCGAGCAGUGUAGGAUUGAUGAGAUGUUUAUGAGGGAAGCACUGAUAGAAGCAAAGAAAGCCGCUGAUAACUGGGAAGUUCCUGUAGGCGCUGUACUGGUGCAGCAUGGGAAGAUAAUUGCUCGUGGAUACAAUUUGGUGGAAGAAUUGCGGGAUUCCACUGCCCAUGCUGAAAUGAUAUGCAUAAGAGAGGCCUCUAAUGUACUUCGGUCAUGGAGGCUUGCGGAUUCAACACUCUACGUGACUCUUGAACCAUGUCCCAUGUGCGCUGGAGCUAUUCUUCAAGCACGGGUGGACACUCUUGUAUGGGGAGCUCCUAAUAAGCUUCUUGGAGCUGAUGGCAGUUGGAUUAGGCUUUUCCCUAUUGGGGAAGGAUCUAGCGGUUCAGAAACCGCGGAGAAGCCAGCUCCUCCCGCACAUCCGUUCCACCCGAACAUGACAAUAAGGCGAGGGGUACUGGCCUCAGAGUGCGCAGACACGAUGCAGCAGUUCUUUCAGCUGAGAAGGAAGAAGAAAGAGAAGAAACCGGAAGAACCAGAAACCCCUCCGUCCUGCCUUCCCGUAGCUCCCCACCCUUCGAAGCUUCUCCACAAGAUGCACGACAUAUUCCACAUAACCUUCUGCUUGUAAAGUGGUAAUCUGGGCUGUGGACCAAAUAAGUACAUACCACCUGCCGGAAAAUAACAGGGGCGUCUCAGAUUCUAUAAUCCCAUCGUCGAUUUUUCCUAAUUGUUCAACAGUUGUGAAGAAUCCUGUUGAUGAGUUGUAAGUUUUGAAACGAUCAGCCUGUAAUCCUGAGUUGUGUAAGGGCUCUGUAUGUAUGUUUUGGUAACCCUGGCAGCCUAUUGCCAUACAAUUUCUCCUUUCUGAGGUUGUUUUGUUCCUCUCUAAUUAACGAUCUCGAUUCUGUAUAUGGAAUUCCUGAGAAUUACAUCGACUUA
Punica granatum (pomegranate) is the source of this 4398-nucleotide messenger RNA. The record is from RefSeq and is a predicted model, not a curated record. Lineage: Eukaryota; Viridiplantae; Streptophyta; Magnoliopsida; Myrtales; Lythraceae.